This is a messenger RNA of Wallemia mellicola CBS 633.66, 1942 nucleotides long. RefSeq names its product galactose oxidase. The coding region runs from base 154 to 1878 and encodes 574 amino acids. Gene Ontology annotation, molecular function: protein binding. Lineage: Eukaryota; Fungi; Basidiomycota; Wallemiomycetes; Wallemiales; Wallemiaceae. The record is from RefSeq and is a predicted model, not a curated record. The transcript is spliced from 7 exons.
AAAAUUUCUGAUAGCAAAGCUGCAUCUAAAGUGGCAAAGAAGGAGAAAGCUGCAAAGUCAGCUGAAAAGCAGAGAGAUAAGAAAGCGAAGAAGACGACAACAGAUGGUGAUGAAGAAGAUUUAGAGGCUAUUUUAGAGAAAUAUCAGAAGGAAAUGCAGGAGAACUUAAGCGUUACCGAGGAAAUACUCGAAGAACCACCUAGUAGGAGAGCAAACGGUACUUUAACAGCCGAUCCAUCAGGUACUCAUUUAUGGCUUAUCGGUGGUGAUUACUACGACGGUCAUCGUUUACAUACAUACCACAAUGUCUAUCGAUUUGAUCCAAACAAAGGCGAUAAAGGUGAAUGGAGGGAAUAUAAGAGUAAAAAUGCACCUGCACCUCGUUCAGCUCAUCAGACUGUCGCAACUGCACAAGGGGGUGGUAAAUUAUGGUUAUUCGGUGGUGAAUUCGCAGGUCAUUCUACCUUCUACCAUUUCAGUGAUUUUUGGUCUUUUGACAUUCAAUCAAAGGAAUGGGAGAGAAUUGAUACAAAAGUUAGACCUUCCGCACGUUCUGGACAUCGUAUGACUGUCUUUAAGAACUUUAUCAUUUUAUACGGAGGAUUCCACGAUACAGGUGUUAGAACCACUUAUUUAGAUGAUCUCUGGAUAUUCUCUUUAGAUGACUUUAAAUGGAGAAAAAUAGAAUUUUCACCACUAGAACGCAAACCUUCUGCAAGAUCAGGAUUUUCAUUCCUUCCAUGUCCCGAACAAAAUGAAGUUGUUGUUUUUGGAGGUUUCUGUAAAACAUACGAGAAAGGCAAAAGGCCAGUAGCUAAAUCCUUGGAUGACUGUUAUGCUCUCAAGAUAACGACUGACGAGAAGAAUAAUACGAUUUUCAAGUGGGAUCGUCGCAAAAAAGUCGGUUAUGUACCGAGCUUGCGUUCUGGUGCAACUAUGGCAUACUGGCAAUCAAAGAAUAUGGGUGUUCUCUUUGCCGGUGUCUCAGACAUUGACGACUCAGAGGAGUCCUUGCAAUCUGUAUUUCAUAAUGAUCUCUUCGGAUACAACCUUCUAGGUGGUGGUAAAUGGCAAUCACUUAACCUUCGCAAACCGAAGAAAGCAGGCACUAAGAAGAAAGCAGCAAAGAAGAGGGCAGCAAAAGCAGCAGCCACAGCGGAAAGUGACAGUGAUAAAGGUGGUGAAAGUGGUAGCGAAGAUGAACAACAACCACAGCAACCAGAAGAAGAGGUUAUUAUUGAUGACCCUCAAAAGACUGUCCCUAUGCCACGGUACAACGCCAUGCUAGCGAUACUGCGUAAUACUCUGUUUGUUUUCGGUGGAAUCUUUGAACAAGGCACACAAGAGUUCACCCUUGAUGAUAUGCACUCUCUUGCUCUUGAUAAAUUGGAAAGAUUUAAGUGUAUACAAGAAUGCAAUGUCGUAGGUAUUGAGGAUGAGCAAGAUGAUGAUGACGAAGACGAUGAUGAUGAUGGAGAGGAAGACUAUGAAGAUGAGGAAGGUACACUCGAGAAGGGUACAGAUAAGCAAGAGAAUCUAGCUGAGACACAAGUAGAGCCGAAUGAACAACCUGAAGAAGCUACGCAAGAAAACCCAUCUGAUCCGAAUCAAGAUGAGGGCUUACCACAACCUGGAGAAACACUCCGUCAAUUCUUCGAACGUACAAAGGAUAGAUGGGUGGAAGUAGCAUUACAAAAGAUGCCAGAAGCUCAAGCAAAAGAAUUGCGUGGUGUUGCUUUCAAUCUCGCGGAAGAAAAGUACGAAGAACAUAAACCAAUUUUACGUGAAAUCGAAGCAAUGAUUAGAGAGAGUGGAGCUGAACCAAUAGCAGCUAAAUCUCAACAGCAACCAGGUUCAACAAGCAGGAACCGUCGUUGAAAAUAAAACACAAAUGCAUAACUUAUAGAUUAAUUAAUCAUGUAUAACUAAAUUUGGAUAAAGC